Messenger RNA from Eurytemora carolleeae, 749 nucleotides. RefSeq lists its product as uncharacterized. NCBI's taxonomy places the organism in Eukaryota, Metazoa, Arthropoda, Copepoda, Calanoida, Temoridae. The record is from RefSeq and is a predicted model, not a curated record. The transcript is spliced from 7 exons. Bases 60 to 530 code for a protein of 156 amino acids.
UGUUCAGAAUUAUUUAGUUAGUUUCAUGAUUCACAGUUGGUUGGUUCUAAAAUAUAAAUAUGCUGGCACUUCUUUUUAUUCUGCUUUUCAAACCAACAUACACAGGACUUAUUUUAAAGAGGCAAAUGCUCUCUUCUAAGCAAGUUGAAACAUUAACAGAUUUAUGUGACAGCACAACAACAGCUGCUGGAAAUGCUCCCACUAACUGUCUCGAAAACCAGGAGGAUGGAAGCACUGCCAGUAGUAUGACCCCUGUACCUGUACCUGCUGUGCCCGAAUCCUGGGGCUGGUCAGAAUGGUCCGAUCCUGUAGAUGAUUGCCCUAAUGAUUGCCCGAGGUCGUGUCGGGUUCGGUUCAGACACUGCAAUGGUCCGAGGGAGCACUGUGCCGGCAAGGCCACCAGCCUCUCCCCCUGCCCAGCUCUAGUUCCAGAAGAGAAUACAGAAACAGAGAAUAAACCUCCAGUUGUGGAAAAUGAAGGUGUUCCUGCAGAAGAUACUGAGAUAGUUGCUCUACCGAACCCAGCCUAAACCCACAUAUUGUUGUUGUUGUUGUUUUUCUAAAACAUAACUAUAUAUUACUGAUCACUUUGUUCUGGAAUAAGAAAUUUUAUUUCAAGAUGUAUAUUUUGUGUAUCCACUGAAAACUAAUAACCGAGCUUUGGAAUAAUAUAUUUCAAUCCCAAGGCGUAUAUGACGACUAAACUGAUUAUGUAUGUCUGGAGGUUCAAUAAAUUAGAGAGAAAAAGU